CGUACGGAAGUAGCGUAGCGACAAAGACAGCGAGACCGAAACCUGUGGGGAAGGAGUAAAAAAAGACCUCGGGUAUCGUCGCGCUGUUCGUCUGAAGGCCGUCGCUUUCUGUGGAGCUCGCUGCCCCGGGGGCCUCGGUGAAGACGCCGAAAUCAGACGGCGGCAGGGCAGGUUGAGGAGACAGCGUGAAGCCGCCGAACGCGACCGUGUCCGCUGGCAGAUUCUCCGUCUGUAGGCUAGCGUGUAUAGCGAAGGAGCCGCCAUGGCAGCCGGAUCACUGAGCCUCCACAUCGGGAUAUGAAGAGGAGCCGCAUGUGUCCCCGAACCGUCACGUAAACGCCGUAUUCAUCCGCGAUUCAUCCGAACUCAGCCCCCGCUUCAAUCUUCUGUGAAACCGAUUCAGCCUCCAGAAGGAAAAACCGCAGUCGGGUUUGAACCGGGGGGCCACAGGGAGAGGCCAGAUCCAGGACUAUUUCAGUUCGAGACGUGUCCUGCUAAGGCCCGCGGAGAAAACCCUGGAAUACAACGAGGAGACGAUGCUCUGAUCGUCCGCUGCUGGGACAGAACCGGGUCGUUUUAUUAGGAACCAGCGGGAUAAAGGGGUCUCUUUCUGCCGGGGCCACCCUGUGAAUUACUCUGACAUUAUUCAUUUACUGGCAGUCCUCCUUUGGAUGAGAAGGGUCUGCGGAUCGAUCAGCCCCGCCGCCGCUUGAGCAAGUCACAGUCUCCCGGAGGUCGAGAGGAACCGUACCGGGGAUUUGGAUCAUGUCGGGCCGGCCCAGGACCACAUCCUUCGCGGAGAGCUGCAAACCAGUGCCGCAGCCCUCCGCGUUCGGCAGCAUGAAAGUCAGCAGGGAUAAGGAUGGAAGCAAGGUAACAACAGUUGUGGCCACUCCUGGCCAAGGCCCUGACCGGCCACAGGAGGUGAGCUACACAGACACCAAGGUCAUUGGCAACGGCUCGUUCGGCGUCGUCUACCAGGCUAAGCUCUGCGACUCCGGAGAGCUGGUGGCCAUCAAGAAGGUCCUGCAAGACAAGAGGUUUAAGAACCGUGAGCUGCAGAUCAUGAGGAAGUUGGACCACUGCAACAUCGUCCGUCUGCGUUACUUCUUCUACUCCAGUGGUGAUAAGAAAGAUGAAGUGUAUCUGAACUUGGUCCUGGACUAUGUUCCUGAGACUGUCUACAGAGUGGCAAGACACUACAGCCGAGCCAAACAGACCCUGCCCAUGGUUUUUGUCAAGUUGUACAUGUACCAGCUUUUCAGGAGUCUGGCCUACAUCCAUUCGUUUGGAAUCUGCCAUCGGGACAUCAAACCCCAGAAUCUGCUGCUGGACCCGGAGACCGCUGUGCUCAAGCUCUGUGACUUUGGCAGUGCUAAGCAGCUGGUCCGGGGAGAGCCAAAUGUUUCCUACAUCUGCUCUCGCUACUAUCGAGCCCCUGAGCUCAUCUUUGGUGCCACUGACUACACUUCCAGUAUAGAUGUGUGGUCAGCCGGCUGCGUACUGGCAGAGCUGUUGCUAGGGCAGCCAAUCUUUCCUGGUGACAGUGGAGUGGAUCAAUUGGUUGAAAUCAUCAAGGUUCUCGGCACCCCGACCCGAGAGCAGAUCCGUGAGAUGAACCCCAACUACACCGAGUUCAAGUUCCCCCAGAUCAAGGCACAUCCUUGGACUAAGGUGAGUCAACAGGUGUUCCGGCCGCGCACGCCCCCCGAGGCCAUCGCCCUGUGCUCUCGCCUGCUGGAGUACACGCCCACGGCCCGCCUCACCCCCCUGGAGGCCUGCGCACACUCCUUCUUUGACGAGCUGCGCGAACCCAACGUCAAACUGCCCAACGGGAGAGAGAAGCCCUCCCUCUUCAACUUCACCACCCAAGAAUUAUCCAGUAAUCCCUCUUUGGCCUCCAUACUCAUCCCGGCCCACGCCCGCAGCCAGGCCUCCGCCUCCACCCCAACCAACACCUCUGCCACCACAGAUCAUCUCCUCUUCCUGACCGUAGAUGGCAGCAGCACAGAGCGAGGUCCCAGCACCACCACCGCCUCUGCCUCGGCAUCCAACUCCACCUCCUGAGCCCGCUGACCGCCCCGCCCCACCCCGGUCUCAGCCCCAGCCCCACUGCCUCUCCAUUGCCCCGGCUAGGGGGGGGGAGCUCUGCCCAGCUCUGCUCUGCCCUGCUCUCCUCCCUGACACCAGCGGAGCGAUGCUGACGCAGUCCCGUCUCAACAGCUAAGACGUCGGCCCCCUACGCGACCACGAACACAAAACCCAAGCCUCUCCCUCUUUUAUCCCCGACUGACACCCCCCUCCCCCCCGAUCCAGCUGUUUGAACUCUACUCCAUCCUCCAUCGAAGACGUCUCUCCGUGCUCUUUCAGCGGGGAAGCGAUGCGCAGGGCCGAAGGUGUUGUCGACUGUACUAUUGAUAAAAGUACACUGUACAUGUAUACACAAUGCUAGCCUGCUAAUGUUUGUAAGAGGACAAUCUGUAGAAAAAAAAGUCCUGAGCUGUUCCCUGACUCCUCUCGUCCUCCCCCCCUGCAUUGAUCCAUUUUUCUGCAUCUUCAUCCUCUGCCUCCCCCCCCCACACCCUCCUCUCCCUCCCUCCCUCCUUUGGUUUGUCUUGUAGUGCAUGGCCUGAGUAUGGUUAGGAUCACCUCGGGGGGGUUCACCAUACCCUCUCACUUGUCACCUCCACUUCUGCAAACAAGGCAUGAGGCUCACGCACGCGUAUACACACACACUCAAGAAACACACACACACACAGACAAACACACACACACAUGGAUGCAUGACGAUCCUGAUGUAUGUGGGAAAAUAAGCAACCGUGGAGGUAAUGUUUGGACACGUUUUUUGUUUUGUUUUGUUUUUUUCCUUGCCUGGGGUUUGUUUUUAAAUGUUUAGCGAACAGUUUUACUCGACCUUGUUCUUAAUUUUCCUUUGAUUUACUCCCGGGCAGGCUUUUUAUUUUAUUUAGUUUUUUUCGGAUCGCCAUGUGCGAUGGAUGUGACAUGUAUCUGGUCCUGUGUGCUUGUAUAAUAUAUACAUACAAUACAAAAAAAAAACAUGCAUACAUACACAGUUUAUAUAUUACUUUUCCUUAUGUAUAAAAAGUAUAUAUAGAUAUAUGUAUAUUAACUACAAUGGUUCAGAAAUCAGUUAUGGUGAGCUCAUAUCUGGUAGAGCAGUGGCAAUAUUUGCCGCUGCCUAAAGACGAUAGAUUUAGAUGUGGUGGUGUUUUUGUUUUUUCCUCAGUUUGUUGCUGAAGCGCAGUCGGACUCCAGCCGUCACUUCUCCGUUCCCCUGUGUCGUCUGUAUUAAGGCCGUCAGUGGAUUUAGGGCACCGCUCUAUUCUCUGUCUUUUUACCGACUCUGUCUGUAACAGUGUUUUUUUCUGUGACAGUGCAGCGUCUAGACACCUCCUCUCCCCACAGUCUAGACUCUAGAUCUUCCUCUUUGUCUCCGUGAAGAAUUCGAGAUUGUUUCUGAACACUUUUCUUUCUUCCCUCGACUCUUUGAGAAAUCUCGGCGGUCGUCCUCCUCGGCUCCACCGCUGACUUCCUCAUGUGUUGUGACCACUGACUGAAGUGUUAGCCUAGCACUCGCCCUCUCUCUCUCUGUCCUCCAUAUGCCGCACAUAAAGCCACUCGGUACAGUCUGUCCAAGCGUCUUAUUUACAGAGAAUACUCACUACAUUUAAAAAAAAAGAAGAAAAAACGAAUAAAAAUAAAUACAUAAAUAAAAAAAGCAGAAUUUGUAUAUACAGUAUAAAUGCUCCUCACCAAAAUUCUGACUUGUCUGUUUUUUUUUUUUUAAAUGUUACGUUGAUUUAUCUUUUUCCAUUUUGUGUUCAAGGUAUGUAUAUAUGCAGACCCAUGUACUGUUUAUGAGCAAAAACAAAGAUGACGAAGGGUAGGGAAAGAUAAAAAAAAAAAGAAGAUAAAAGAUGAAAAGAAAAACCAGAAUCAGGGCAAAACUGAUGAUGUUCAUGGAUAUUGUAGAUGACGAUAAUGAUCAGCUUUAUCCAGCCAUAUGUUCAAUCUUACCUGUACAGUACAGUAGAUGACAGCUGUAUUAUUGUAACAAGAACUAGUCAUGUAUAGUGUAACUAUAGUUUGGAGUGCCUUUGCUUUCAUACACCUUCGCCUUGUUUCCUCGCCCCCUCCUCACCCAGCCCACGCCACCGACCCACCCGAAUAUUGUGACUCUCCCUUUGGUGCUGUUGAAUGUCCUGCUAACCCACCACUCACACACAUUCACACAUACACACACAGACACUCUCCCUCACUUGAUUUCCACCCUCCCUCUCUCCCACUCUUUCUCCCUUUUCAUUGCACAUUUAAUGUCAUAUACAGACAUUGUUAAUCGUAAGGAUAUUUUUCCUCAACUGAAGAUGGAAAAAUAUAGACAAGUGUUUAUUUUAAUAGAUGUUUUAUCUUGGACACACUCACAUGUAAGACACAGCAGUCCUCACACGGACUCCUGGGCGUGUGUGGCGAAUUUUGGGAAGGUGGCGUGUUGUGGAUGACAGCAGGGGUUCUAAAAGAAAAAAGGCCUCAUAUACUGUAUAUAUACGAAUACAGUACCGUUUCUGUAUUACUCACAGUGUUGGUUCUGUUACCAAAGCCAAACUAUGAUGUAGUUGUGAUGAGCCAUCCUCAGAGGCAAUAACGUAUUCUGACUCUUUUCUCUCUGGAUAUUUCUGUUGUUUCUCUCGUCUCUCCUCUAUUUUCGGGGUGGGGAUGGGGUGGGGGGAAUUCAGUAGCACCUAAAGGGGUCGUCGAGUCAUGUAGCCUUUCUCCUUGUCUCCCGCUUGCUGUAAUUUUGCAUUCAUGAACGUGUUGCUACCCUCAACCGGAAAGUCUGACCACUUCACCCUUCCCGACUCCAGUUCAAUAAAAAACAACCACAAAAGCUACCAAAAAAGAAGACGAGCGAGCACAUGUGCUGGUAUAUUAUUAUUCAUUUUAUUAUACCAGCAUAUAUACUUGUUCCAAAUGCUCACUGGGUUUAACUGGGGCUAAAGAAAAGAAAAAAAACAUCCUGUAUAACAGUACUACUACUUGAAUGCCUCUGUUUGUGACUGAAAUUUUUAUUUCAUUUGUUUUUUUUGUUUUUGUUUUUUCUUUUGUUCUGUGAAGGUAUGCUAAAUGUGCACCUCUGUAAAUAUCCCCCCUGCGUGCUCUGAGGAAUAGUUCCCUGGUACUGUAAUUUGCAUUAAAUAAAGAGUAGGAUAGCCUGGAAAUGAUAAAAUAA
Messenger RNA from Limanda limanda (common dab), 5248 nucleotides. It is a transcript of the gene gsk3ba, whose product is annotated as glycogen synthase kinase 3 beta, genome duplicate a. Gene Ontology annotation, cellular component: beta-catenin destruction complex; cytoplasm; glutamatergic synapse. Bases 766 to 2067 code for a protein of 433 amino acids. The record is from RefSeq and is a predicted model, not a curated record. Lineage: Eukaryota; Metazoa; Chordata; Actinopteri; Pleuronectiformes; Pleuronectidae. The transcript has 11 exons. Gene Ontology annotation, biological process: negative regulation of canonical Wnt signaling pathway; regulation of microtubule cytoskeleton organization; extrinsic apoptotic signaling pathway in absence of ligand. Gene Ontology annotation, molecular function: ATP binding; protein serine/threonine kinase activity; tau-protein kinase activity.